Messenger RNA from Heterobilharzia americana, 4249 nucleotides. Lineage: Eukaryota; Metazoa; Platyhelminthes; Trematoda; Strigeidida; Schistosomatidae. The record is from the annotation of a GenBank genome assembly.
GUGAAUUUGGCCAUGGCCUCUGUUGAGAACGGGGAUGGAGGGAAUAUCGAUGCCCUUCUUAAGGCUGCAGAAAUUUUAGAGAAGAAACUGUAUCCAAAUGGUGGCUAUGGCACAGCUGAAACGAUUCGGAAUAUUAACGCAGGUCAGUUUGUCGAGUGGUUGAGUUCUGGUGAGCAAGCGAAUGCCGAAAUUUCAAUGGAUUCUAAUAUUGCAUCAACUAUACAUGUAGAACUAGCGAACCUUAUCCAAAUGUCAGGCUGCCAGAAGAUUGCUGACCUCCAAGCAGUAUUUGGCCCUGGUCAUAAAUCAAGUUCUUCCAAAUCAAAACCAACAACUCUGAACUAUCCUGAUGACGACCCGGUGUUUACAUAUCAUCCUAGUACUUGGAAACGUGCUGCACCACUUCUAAGGUCGGAUUGUACUAAUUCAAAGACGCCUCAGAAUCACUGCCAUAUUCUUACGGCUGCCACUGGUGUUAGCCAAUUGUCAGAAUCAUCAUUGGUUGGAGUAACAGGAGAUGAACCAGAUGGACUGUCGAAUACAAGUGUGAAUACUUCUUCCAAGACACCAGAUCCAUUAGUAUUUCAUAAUCAUCAUCCAAUUGAGGCAAAGAAAUCACCAAGAACUCAUCAUCAAAAUCAUUUUUCAGUGCUUGCACGUACAUUAACUGGCUCAGAUAAUAAUGAUAAUGUCAGUCAUAAUAAUUCUUUCCAUCUCAAACAGUAUUUGUCUGAGUCAGUGUUGGUACGCAACAGUUUGGAUUGUUCACAAAUUCUUAAGCAUAAUGUAUAUGGUGAUAAUAAAACUCAACCUUCUUCUCUUGCCAAUACUUUUGAUUUGUAUACUACAACCAACUAUUAUGACAACAUUUAUCGCAAGGCAGAAGACUUGUAUACUUCCAAAGAUAACUAUUUAACACCUACAACUCCCACAAGGAUGUCAGUGACACCAGACUUAUUGUUUCGUUCACCUCGUAACACUUUGAAACAUCGUUUUAAUGUUUGUAAUGGCAGUAAUAAUAAUAGUAAUAACCAAUCUUCAUCAUCAGCUUCAGUAUCUCCUAUUAAUGUUUCUGCAAUCACCAAUAUGAACAAAGUAACAUCUCUAUACCAUAAAACAGAUUCUAAUUGUAAACAGGAUUUCGCUAAAACACUACCAUCUGUAAAUUCAGAUCCAUAUGUACUCGAUCAUCAAAAUCAUCAUGCGUCUAAUGGAUCGCCAACGGAACGUAAACACGGUGGUCUAAUACAAAAUAGAUGUUACAAUGAACAUUCAUCACAGUUGUCCUAUACACCCACACCAAAAGAAGAUACUUCUUACGUUAUGAAUUCAUUUAGUCGCAAGCGUCCUAGUUAUAUGAUGGAUGCUACUCUACUCAAAUCAAAUACUACUAAUCGUUUAUCUCAAGUUCAGGACAAAAAUCGUCAUUAUCAACAGCCAUCAAGUAUUAUCAAUCAGAAAAUAACUGUUCCUGAUGCAGCUACUACUACCAGUACUGUUGUUAACCAGCACUUCAACAAUGCGCUGGUACAAACAGAAGUUAAGAAUGAGCGUAAACGUAUUCUUGCAAAUUCUAGUCCUAUUACAAUAGAUUCUGCGUUAUUCAAUAAAUUGUCAGUAGACCAGUCGAAAGCUUCAUAUUUAGAACCUUCCAAUAACACCCUACCCAUUUCUUUAUCACCUUCAUCCAUUUUAUCAAAUCAAGUUAACGUCAGUGGUGCACAUGUUAUCAUGAUGCUUUCACCAUCAACUACAGUUCCUACAUCUCUUCAUCUUUCGAAUACAGAUGAAAUCACUUCAUCAGACAUCAAACGAAUGUCAAAUAAUUCUACAGGUCUACAAUAUUCACUUACCUCUUCACAUAUUGAAAACUUUAACAGUUUUGGAGCUAAUUUAAACUCUAGUAAAUCAUCAUUUCCUUUACUGUUGGUCUCCGCCUCUUCAUCAGCUAGUGCAGCUGCUUUGGCUGAAGCUGCUGCACGAGCCACAGGAGCACCACCAACAAGUCUAGUACCUGUCCCUGUACAAGUGACUACCUACAUACCAGCAUCACAAACUGAGGAUAACAAUGGUCAGUUGAACAUUCAAGGCGAAAAUUCCAAUUCACAGAAUGCAAAUAGUAAUACAUCCAAUCAACAUUUUAUACUCUCAGUAAUGAUGAAUGAUAGUGAUGAGAAGUCGUCUUCAAUUCCAUUAGGUAUCAGAAAAAUACCACUUGUUUUAAGCGCUCCUAUUCAUCCCCCGAAUUCGAACACUACUCCUUCUAAUAUAAUACAUAUUGACAAUAAACAGCAUCUCAGCUCUACAACAGCAUCAAAAUAUAUCCCACUGAUCAACUCAUCGUCUGGUGGUAAACUAACCCAUCAAACUGCUUAAUUUAUCGGCGAUACUUGCUAGAGGAGAUCAUAUGUAUGUUUAUUAUUGUUCAUCGGAAAAAAAGUGUGCUUGUGAAUCGAUAAUAACGCUCCUUCUUCUAUUGUCCCUACUUGUUAUCGUGUUCCAGUUGUAAGUGACUAUGUGUUCGCCUCAUCCCUUCCAUUCAACACUUCUUCAAUUAACUAGUCGUUUGUAAACUCUCUGCAGCCAUCCAAUGUUGAUAUUAUUAUUAUUAUUACCUUUGUGUAGGCAAUUUUCUUUCGAAAUUUUCACACCCUCUUCUGUUGUUUCGUUUAUUGUCAUAGUUUUGAGUUUCGAUUCCUUUAUGUGACUUCCCUUCUUCCGCCUCUUCCUUAUGAUGAUAUCCGUUGUAAUUAAUAGGCUCUAAUUAACUAUUGACCAGGAUUUACUUAUUCUUCUGCCUGUUUUGCCGUUGUCCUCUUUUUUUUUGACAAAUAUUUCUACUUAGGUUUCACUAAAAAGUGCUUGACAUUAUUACUAUUAUUAUUAUCUCAAUAAUCUCUUUUGUGUUGCAUCUAUACGCGCCCGUUAACAUACAUUAGAUACACACCUUGAUUUACGUAUUCCGUCUCCACUUAAUCUUUUGCUUCUUGUAUUUAUGUGCGUGUGUGACGACAUCACUUCAUUGCUGUGCUGGCCACUUAUCAACCUGCUUGCUAAAUCUCAGUGUAUUUCUUCACUACAAUAAUAUACCUGUUAACAGGUUUUUGUUUAGUACUACGUUAUAUUAAGAGAGUAUGAAGAGAUUUCAGUGACUGCAUAAUCCUUCCCCCCCUCACCCUAUGCGCUGCCUUUCCUUCUCACGGUUUCCCUCCUAUGUUCUGGUUUCUUGUUACUUUCUUCUCGAAUCUUUUCAUACUUACAAAUGACCAGUGCUAUAUCAGCAUGACGUUUUUUCUUCUCUUUAUGUACGGUGUAAUUUUGGAACAAAAACACAUUAAAGUGACCACAAAUAAUUCAGUUGUACACCAAAGUCAAAUAUGUGAAUGAUACACUCAAAUACUGAGUAACUUACGUGAAUGAAUGUAAGAGAAAACCCCGAAGGAAAAAAAUGUAAAAUUGCAUUUCUCUCCUCUUUCUACCCCUCCCCCUCCCUACUUUGACUACCUGCGUUUCGUGUUCACCUCUUUAAUCGAAACCCCAACUCUAAAUACUAAAUAAAAUACACGUGUUACCCGGUCUUUGCUAAACUGCAUGUGUUGUUGUUGUGUUGUUUUUUCUCUCUCUCUCUUACUCUACGUUUGUAGUGGUAAAGUCAUGUGAGUAAUGUGUUGAUCUUGUCUUCUUAUGUCACAAUAAUUUCUGCUCUAUUUUUCACUUUUCUAUCAUUGACUUAUUAUGAUGAGUUAAGUUUCUUAUCAAUUUUCAUUGUAUUGCACUAUUUGUUUCUUAUGUUUUCAUGGGAAAGUUAUAUGUGUGUUUGUAAAAGAGAGUAUAGCAUUGCUAUUGUUCAAGUAGUUUUAACAGCAAACACACAGCACAAUUAUUGUUUCUUCUCUCUUGUUUAUCUCAGCUUUCCUUUUUUGUGUGUGUGUGUGUCUAGGUCAACAUUUGUAAACUAAGCGAUAGAUUGAAAGGAAAUAAAAACGGAAGUACACAACAAUUUGACAAAAUAUUUUCUCUUCUAGGAUGUGUUGUUCUGUUCUUUGAUUAAACAUUAUCCACUUAAUUUGCUGUGUACUCUAAUCCCUUGAUAAUUGUUGCAAUGGUCACGUUAUUUGUCAUUUCUCAUAUGUGUGUAUGUGUUAUUUCUCAUCUUUCAUUUCCUUCACAUCAUGAUCACUUCAACUAUGAAGUGUAUAUGUACGCGUGUAAGUGCCCGAGUGAGUAAAUACAAGUCAUCUUUGAAUGG